AUGCCCAGCAGCAAUCCGGCAACGAACACACAGCAGCAGCCCCAACCCGACUACAUCUACCGCCCCGAGGAUCCCGAGUACGCGGAUCACCUACGUGCCGACAGCGAAGUGCCCUCAAACCCCGCCCUGGCCGCCUCUGGACUCUCGCACCGCUACCGCGCGCUGUCGACCAACAUGGAGGCCAACGAGGUCAAGUCACUCACGCGGAUGCAGAUCCUGACGCCCCUCUCGGUAUUGCUGCAGAUGGGCGUGAUGAUCCUCUGCGGAUCCAAGCUGAUCAAGCCCAACUUGCAACAGGUCUCGCGUCGACACCCUACGUAUCUGUCCGUGCAGGAUUCGUUCGUGCUCUUCUACUGGGCCGUUCUCUACGUUUUACUCAUCGGAUUCUCGGUCUUCUUGCUGUUGAGCAGGACCGCCGAGACCAAGAAGGCUCUCGUCCAUGGGGUCGGUACCCGUCUCGCACUGGCCAACUACAUGAUGGUCCUCUGGGCCAUCUUCUGGAUCCUCGAUCGACCGCUCACGUUCAUCCUCGGCACCGCUGCGCUUGGCGUCAUCGCCUUGCUUCUCCUCUUCAACGCCCUCGUGCUGGCCAUCCGUCAUCCGCCAUCGCCCAAGCACCCGCUCGACUGGCUCUUCAUCCACGUACCCAUCAAGAUGUUCCUCGUCGUCACGCUCCAGUACGAUCUGUGGCAGCAGCUCUUCAUGGCCCUCGGAUGGGACUUUGGUGCAGGCGGUCACGAUGCACUCGUCAAAGGUCUCUGGCCGGCAUUUGGCAUCGUCACCGGUCUCGGCGCCUUCUCGGCGCUGUGGAUCUUUGCCACCGCCGACCUCACCUGGACCGCAGCGGGCAUCUAUCUCAACCUCGGCCUGCUGUGGCACAAGCACUUCAGCUUGAUCGGUGGCAGGGACGAUGGUGAGCCCCGACCUGCGCCGCUCACCGCCGCCAUCAUUCUGAGCAUCUCCCUCCAAGCGGUGGCAUUGGUAGCCGGGAUCGCGUGGAAGAGGAUCAAGGCUCGACAGGAGGGAAGCAUUGCACUGCCGCUGUCGCCAGAGGAGGAGGCGGCGGUGUACAGGGCCGAGGUGGAACGCAAUGCGCGGGCCGCUGCGGCGACCGGUGGGUCGGGUGCUGCUGCAACCGCUCCUGCUGCGGCUGCCGGGAACGGCAAGCAGGUCAACAGGGUAACCGACAUCGCUGACGAGGAGGUGGCUGCCGAGUCGAGCGGUGCGACUGUCACGCCUACCAAGGUGACCAGGAAGCUCGGUGGUAGUGCGAAUGCCAGCCCGGCGAAGAAGAAGUGA
Messenger RNA from Kalmanozyma brasiliensis GHG001, 1299 nucleotides. RefSeq lists its product as uncharacterized. The record is from RefSeq and is a predicted model, not a curated record. NCBI's taxonomy places the organism in Eukaryota, Fungi, Basidiomycota, Ustilaginomycetes, Ustilaginales. The transcript has a single exon. The coding region runs from base 1 to 1299 and encodes 432 amino acids.